Durio zibethinus is the source of this 3285-nucleotide messenger RNA. The record is from RefSeq and is a predicted model, not a curated record. Lineage: Eukaryota; Viridiplantae; Streptophyta; Magnoliopsida; Malvales; Malvaceae.
UCUUUAUUAUUUUGAUUUUCUUAUUUAAAUCCUAAUCAGUUUUCUUCUUGUUUCUGAAAAUUUUGAUGUGAUCAAGUCCUUUGCUUCAAAGGCAAUUUUUCUUAGUAAUAAUCGUUCUAGUUGGUUUGAUUAUGUAAAUCUUCCCUCUUUAUUAAGAUAAUAAAAGCUGGAUUUUCCUUUCUAUAUUUGAACAGUAACAAAUUAAGGUGACAGUUGAAAGCGAAUCUUCAAUUAUUAGUAUUAGAUAUUAAUGUCAUGCAUAAGUAGAUACUACUUGGGAGAGCAUUGUGAAAUGGGCUCUUUCAUAUGCAAAUCUUCGCCCCUUUUUUCCUUUACUUUGUCUUUUUGCAAGUCGGCAAUGUCAUUAUAGGGAUGAAAUUUGAAGCCUUCAAAGUGAAGAACAGAAGCAUUGGGUCCCUAUGUUUCUGUCCCACUCUUGGCUUUUGGGUAAAUUCCUUUUGUUUCAAACUGUUCUGUUUAGUUUAAAGUGAUGAAUGAUGAUUUCCUUUUUGUAACAGACAAAGCUUGAUAGCCUGGCCAAGACUACCGACACUUCAACCUUUAUUAUUAUUAUUAUUAUUAGUAAUAGGAGAUCCCAUUUUCCAAAUAAAAAUUUACUACUUGUUUUGGUUCAAACUUAAGAACUAAGGCAUGUGAAUGAAUUUGGCAAGGGAAAGGCCAAAAGCCAAUAAAAAUGAAUUAUUAGCGUGUUUUAUCCACGUCCAAUCAAAUACCAUAAACCUCAAAACACGCCAUAGGAAAAGAAUAACUAUAGAUUAUGGUGUCUGUAUGACUGUUCUUAAUCAAAGAAGCGGAAAAACAAGUAAAAUAAAGAAGUUAUCUGAAAAUACUAGUGGGUUGAUUAUUAUGGCUGCAAUUCUUAUGAAAUGGAUUUUACAAUUUAAAUUCGUGAUUCCAAUCCCAAUCCCAGUUACAAAUUUUUAUUUUCAUACUUUAAAAUCAUCUCAUAAGAUGGUGUAAUUUUUUAAUUAUUUCAUAAGUAAUAAGUUUACCACAUCAUCAUUCUAAAUUGACGUAUUUUGGAAAGACUUGGAGACAAAAUUUAAGAUUCUAUUUUUACUUAAAAAAAAAAAGAAGAAACGUGUUAGUUUUUUACCAUAGCCUUGCAUGUUUCUUGGGAAUCGUUUUUUUUCUUUUUAACGCUCUUUAUUCUCAUACGUAUAGAAAGCGUUUUGAUUCUUGUUUUCGUGAAAUCAUCGAGGAAGGCAAAAACCCAGAUCACUUUUGUAACUCUUUUUGUCCAGUGAAGUUUUCUGUUUUAGAAUUUUGAUGCUUUUUCACCAGAAAGAAAAAAAAAAUUGGUUUAAUUGGAUUUUGAUUGAUCAGCAAAUGGGUUAUUGCCCUUGUUUUGGUUGGGGGAAAGAGAAGAAGCUGAAGAGUGGUGAGAAGAAAGAACUUAGCAAGAAAUGCAAGCCUCAAUUAUCUUCUGGAGUUGGUUCAGUAGGAUCAAAAAGCAGUGCAUGCUCAAGACAGGAAUCAUCAGCUCUAAAAGAUGAGCCUGAUGGUAAUAGGACUCAGACUUUUUCCUAUCAACAACUGGCAACUGCAACAAAAAAUUUUAGGAAAGAAUCAUUGAUUGGGCAAGGUGGAUUUGGUGCUGUUUAUAAAGGGCAAUUAGAAAGUAAUGGUCAGCAGGUUGUAGCUGUUAAGCAACUUGAUAAGACUGGGCUCCAAGGGGAAAAGGAGUUCCUUGUGGAGGCUCUCAUGCUUUCUCUUUUGCGUCACCCUAAUCUUGUCAAUUUGAUUGGUUACUGUGCUGAAGGGGAUCAGCGCCUUCUUGUCUACAAGUACAUGCAGCAGGGAUCCUUGGAAGAUCACCUUCAUUAUCUUAGACCUGAUCAGAAACCUUUGGACUGGAAUAAAAGAAUGACAAUAGCUGCUGGUGCAGCUAAAGGCCUGGAGUAUCUUCACUGUGAAGCCAAUCCUCCUGUUAUAUACAGAGAUUUAAAAUCAUCUAACAUACUAUUAGGUGAGGACUUCAACCCGAAACUCUCCGAUUUUGGGCUUGCAAAAUUUGGUCCAAGCGGAGAUAAAUCACAUGUUUCCACCAGGAUCAUGGGAACCCAUGGUUACUGUGCCCCUGAGUACCUCACUAGUGGAAAAUUGACUAUGAAGUCUGACAUCUUUAGUUUUGGGGUAGUCCUAUUGGAGCUGAUAACUGGACGUAAAGCUCUUGAUGAUAGGCAUGCUCGUGAAGAACGAUUCCUUGUUGAUUGGGCUCGCCCCAUGUUGAAAGAUGGAAUGAACAUUUUGAGCUUAGCAGAUCCACUGCUGAAAGGUCACUUUUCCAAAUCUACCUUGAAGAAGGCUCUAGAGGUGGCCUUCAUGUGCAUCCAAGAAAAUGCUAAUUCCAGGCCCUCUAUUGGUGAUGUAGUGCUUGCUCUCAAUUAUUUGACUUCCCAUCCAUAUAACCCAAAUGAAGCUAAGAGGGUUAGUGUCAAAGGGCCUGAGUUCAACGAGUCUCCAAAGGAAACAACCAGGAUGUUAGACAGAGAUUUUGACAGAGAGCGAGCUGUUGCUGAGGCCAAGAUGUGGGGAGAGAGUUGGAGAGAAAAAAGACGACAGAUUGCAGAAAAUGCUUCUAAUGGAUCAAACAGAUAAAACUUCAGAAAUUGAUCAUUUUGAACUUCUAGAAAUACAGAAAGUUGCUAACAGGGAAGAUUGUAUAUUUAGUUUAAACAGCAAUGGUUUCCAGAAAAGUAUACUCUUAUUUAUUUUCCUUUGAAACAAUAGUGAAUAGUUUAGCAUUUCUUUUAUAAUUUUUCCUCUAGUUGAAGAAAUUCUUGGAGCAGCUGCUAUCAAUGGACUGUGGAAGAGUUAAAUUGCUCUAGCAUGGUAGAGAAAUUGACAUCAUUGGCUGCUUUUGCAAUUGAUCAUCCACAAAUCUUAAUGGAAUUGUGCAAGAAGGAUCAACAUUAGAAGCUUAAAUUUGAACUACAUGCUGUUGUUUUCUUGAAUUCUUAGAGGUUAGAAUACAACAUAAAGUAACCAUAUGGAGAUGGGUUUGCAUUGUCCCUAAUGUAAUGGUAAAUCCCUUGUUGACUCGACAACUUCCAUGAUUCUUAACUUAUAUAAGUGAAACAUCCAAUCCUGCUCUUAAGAAGUCUGUCGAUUCUGAAAUCUCAAUUCCAUUAACCCAUGUUAAUGUAGUUAAGCAUAACGUAUUUUUAGUUCAUGUGCUGGAGAUUAAGAGUAAUGAAAUGACAAUUGAAAUAGAAAUUUACAAUUAGCAGAUACGAGUGUAAUUAUUAACAUAUAAAUUAA